UGUACAUUAUCUAGGUUCCAGGAGCACGCUGCAACAAAUGGUGAAAUAUGACAAACACUAACAGAUCGUGCAAUUAUUAGUGCGCCAGGAGUGCCAAUUGUGUAAACAACAACCGUGAUCACGUGUAUUGUCGAAUAAUCAUUAUCCAAGUCGCAACGAAAAAUAAAACAAACCGAUUAUUGAUGAGUAAUUAUCCCCGUAGGCGAAAGAAGCUGCUCGACGGUGUCGACGCAGUAGUGGUGCAAGCGCGCGAGUGAAUACUAAUAUGGUGACGACAAUCAAGAUCACCGGCGACGGAGUGUUUAUCCAGUCCAAUUCGUAUCUGGCAAACGGCGGGGGCGGCGGCAUCGGUGCACAUCUCCACAGCCGCCAACAGUCAGCGUCGUCCGAACCGGGUGGCAAUUCGUCCGGUAGCAAUAGUAGUUCGCUAUCCCGUGGUGGGGAAUUCGGUGGACCGGGCAGUGAUCACGGCAGCUCCUCGAGCGGUGCCCACGAGGAUCAUCAAAUGAGUCGAUCGUUUACAAAUAUUGUUAAAGACCGGGUGGAUCGAGACAGAAAUAACAACAAUAGUUUGGAUCCAAGAGUUGGUUUCAGUGAUAGUAAUAACAAUUUUCCGAAAAUUUCAAGAAGACGGUAUCAAUCGGAAGAAGUGCUCCCUCGGUUGCAAAAGUUCAGUGGAAGUUCGGAUGGGUCGGAUACAGUGGACGCUGCCGGUUCCACAUAUUAUAACAGUAGUGCCGAAUCGGAUGAUCAAUUCACGAUAUCUUUUCUGAACACUCGCGGGCAUAACGGUAAAAGUUUACUAAACCAAAAGUUCAUAGUCUACAACAGCAAGAAACCAAGACAGUCCAGUAUCCUAACGCAAAACGGUUACCAUCACCCGGGCCAGUAUCGGCAGUACCUGAAUGGACGUCUCAAGCCGGCCUAUUCAACGUCGGUUCUAAUCCCUUCGUUGAUAGCUGCCAGUAUCGCCGAGAGUAGUCCGGAUCGUCCGUCCACCGGGACGCCACCUCCAAGACUUACGGUCGCUAAGUCUACUUCGUACCUACAGCGGACGAUAUCGCCGGCUCCGUCCCCGUCGCUGUCCUCGCUGUCACCUUCUAGUGGAUUUGCGUCGACUUCACCGACGCCGCCUUCGUCGGGAUCGCUGCCCACGGCAGCAGCAGCAUCACCGCCAUCAGUCACCGACUUGUCAUCGGAUGUCGAUGUGAGGACAGAGUCGCGAAUCGAUCGCAGAGGCAUCGGAAGCCCGCACCAAAUAGAGCAGCAGGGUUCCUAUCAGCAUCACCUUUAUCAGAACACACUAUCGCGUCGGAACUCCACCGGAAGUAGUGUGCUGAACAGCGGAAUGAACAGCCAUACGGCGGCCAUCAAUCUGCAGUCGUCCGGUCAAACAGCAGUCGUUGGUCAUCAUCGAGGUUUCUCGUCAACCGUCGUAGCCGCAGCCAAUUCGGCCGCCUCGGGCGAUUGUCCAUGGUUCAUGCCGCAUCAGAUGCCACCGACAGCACCGGCGCGGCAGCACAAAAGACCGGCGCCACAACCGGGGGUUGGUGUCCCCGGUGGUGGCGGCGGUGGCAUGGGACACGUGGGAAUGCAACCACCACAGUUCAUUAAUCCACCGCCGGCACCGCAGCAACAGAACCAACAACAACAACAACAACACUCGCCCCAGCAACAUCAACACGUGGCACCACCGCAAUUACCUCCUCACAGUGUUACUAGUAAUCAAAAUCUAAAUUCCAUCCUUCUGCCGCCGGCUCAGCAACAGCAGCAACAUCACCAACAACCCCCACCAACAAUGCACUCCGGAGGAAUGAUUCCUCCUGUGCAUCACAUACCAAAAUCCCCCAACCAGCACAACAUGCUAGGGCCCUCGGGUCUCCAGCAAGCGGCGCAACAUCACCAGCCAACGGCACAACACGGUGCCCUGGGUAGCCAUCAAUCGAAUCUCAUGUCCACUUCUAUGAACAGUGCCCAGCUACAGAAUCACAUCCUUACCGGCCAGCAGCAGCAGUCUGCGUCUACAGUUCAAGGAGCGGCGGCGGUAGUUAUUCCACCGCAUCCCGCUCAGCAGCAGCAGCAACCACAGGUGCCACCGGCACCACACGGGAUGUCCAACUCGAUGCAUAGCCAAAUUGGUUUGCCCCCGCCACCGUCGGCGGCGGCAGGUGGGACGGCAUUCGACAGCAAUGGAGUGAGUUGGGUUGGGCCCGGUGGCGUGGCUACGGCGUCCCUUUCGCCCACAGCGGCGGCGGCCGCUCAAAGGAGGGCGGAAGUCAAUGCCAAGCUGAAUGCGAUGCCAUGGUUCCACGGACGGAUAAAGCGCGAGGAGGCGGAAAAUCUGCUGAAACCCCGCGAGGACGGAUUGUUCCUGGUGCGCGAGUCAACCAACUUCCCGGGCGAUUACACGCUGUGCGUUUGCUUCAACGAGAAGGUCGAACACUACCGGAUUAAAUACGCCGAGAAUAAGCUAACGAUCGACGACGACGAAUACUUUGACAAUCUCGGCCAACUGGUGGAGCACUACACACUGGACUCGGACGGACUGUGCACGAAACUGAUGAAAGCCUUACCUAAGGAGGAGUUUUGCGUCAAGGACUUCCAGGACAAUGGCUGGGAGAUCAAAAUGGAAGACUUACAGUUGAAAGAGAACAUCGGCAAGGGCGAGUUUGGCGAUGUUAUGCUCGGCAUUCUGAAGGGUGAGAAAGUGGCCGUAAAAGUGUUGAAGGACGCCGGUAGGGCGUCCAAUAAGUUCCUUGCCGAGGCGGGUGUUAUGACAACCCUCGAACAUGAAAAUCUCGUCAAAUUCAUCGGAUUAGUGUUUCACGAUAAGUACAUAUACCUGGUGACAGAAUACAUGAGUAAAGGUUCCCUAGUGGAUUAUCUUCGAUCGCGAGGCAGACAGCACAUCACUCGACGAGAUCAAAUCAAUUUCGCUUUUGACACCUGUGCCGGAAUGGAGUAUCUCGAGAUGAAGAAAGUCAUCCAUCGAGAUUUGGCAGCCCGGAAUGUACUUAUUUCGGAAGAGUGCGUCGCAAAGGUAUCCGACUUUGGAUUGGCACGGGACGAACGGUACACGGCUGACAUCAGCAAGCUGCCUAUCAAGUGGACGGCUCCGGAGGCGCUCAAAGAGGGAAAAUUCUCCAACAAAACCGACAUGUGGAGUUUUGGAAUUCUUCUGUGGGAAAUCUACUCAUUCGGUCGAGUACCCUAUCCCAGAAUCCCUCUCGCGGAUGUGGUUAAGCACGUUGGCAGCGGCUACAAGAUGGAAGCCCCCGAAGGCUGCCCGCCGGAAAUUUACGAAAUGAUGCGCCAGGCGUGGGAUCUAGUCCCGGAGAAGCGACCCACCUUUGCCGAGUUGAAACGGCGGCUGGCCAUCUGCAAGCGAGAAACGGCCAAUAACUACGUGACGUAGAAAGGUAAUAUUGUCCCAGUUAGGUUUACACCGAGCUACUGCAGCAUGGCUGCAGAAGUGCUGUUGUAGACGCCACUUAUGUUUAAAACGAGUCUGAGCGAGUGCUUCUUCAGCCGUUUUCCCCAUCCAAAACCACGCUGCGCAAGUAGUAAGUACUAUUAUAUUAUGAUAGUGGAUGACACAGGAAGAACAUAGAUGCCAUUUAAGUAGGGAAUACUAUUUCUGGUAGCCUCUAAAGAUACCUAAAAUGACUGUAGCGGAAUGUAUUGGGGAACCUGUUGAUUGAGGCAAAGGUUCGAGAGAAUUGUACAGAAUAAGUGUUUCUUGUUUUCGUUAAGAUGGUCUUUCGUUCACGCUGGCUAGUUGCGCGUGUUUUAUGUAAGGCCGGCAUUUCUUUUUUAUCCUUUGGAGGAUCAUACUUCCGUUCCCUAAUCAUAUGCUAGGAAGCAAAAGUAACCGUAACACAAUGUAUAUAAUCAGCAGGAAGAGUCGUCUAAUCUGUUAAUAGACAUGUUCAGAAAAGUGAAAAGAUUUGGUGAUUAAGAAUUAACUUAUUAGCCCCGGUCGGAAUGAAAAGUUUUCUAAUAGUGGCAUAUAAAUAGUUUGCGUUUCCUGAAAAGUAUGGAUGAACGAUUUCUUUGUUUGUUUGUGAUAAGUUAUGAUUAAGCAAGGACAGGAUAGUAACAAACAGUCAGUUAGUUCCACAUAUCAUCAGUUUAUUUUGAAUGAAAUCUAGUAUUGGUUUUAAACAUAA
Molecule: messenger RNA, 4169 nt
Organism: Armigeres subalbatus
Lineage: Eukaryota; Metazoa; Arthropoda; Insecta; Diptera; Culicidae
Product: transcriptional regulator ovo-like
Biological process (GO): protein phosphorylation
Molecular function (GO): non-membrane spanning protein tyrosine kinase activity; ATP binding
Source: RefSeq, a predicted model, not a curated record